AAACAUUGAUCCUGCGAGAGCACCGAUUCACAUCAUUUCAAUAAUAUUAGAUUGCUGAAAUGCAAAAGUAUUUUCCCUGCCGCCUACCAAAAAUAAAUAAUUCUCAAUCGUUGUGAAAAGUUACAGUUGCAAUAAGAACGUUCAGCAAGACUCAACAUCAUUUCUAGACACUGCGUUACGUUGUGAAAUACCAUUGUUUUCCAGCAUAAAAUCUAAUUUCUUUUGCAAUGUGUUGCUCGACAUACUGAUUGAGUUACAGGUUUAUUAAUGCUACGCAACUCGUUUCAUCGUUAAAGCUGUUUUUGUGCAUGGUUAUGUAAACAUUUACCGCUGUUUUACGGUGAGGAACUAAAUUUCAACGAACAAUCAUCAUGUACCGGUUGGGAAGAUGCAAGCAAAUUUUGAACCACAGCACGUUGAUGUAUGUAGUUCGUAGAUUGCAACCUAUCGUUUCUGUGACAAAUAGUACGGGAACCGAAAGACUGGACUGCGGUUUGAUAUGGCGUGAGCACAACAAAAAUUCCAACGUGCGGAAUGAGAAGCUCGCUGCUGGAGACAUCCAGCAAUUCAACCCACGGAAACAACUGAAACUACUGCAUACCGAACAACGUGCCUUUAUAAGGAUGCUGUGCAGCUCCAGCUCGAUACCUUCGUACGUGUUUGCUCGACACCUGCACACAACCGCAUCGCGUCUGAUGGGAAGCAAUAAACAGCAGCCUGAUCGGGACCCGGGGGAUCCAAACCGUGGAAAUAAGAAAAACGAUGAGGAUGAUAAGGAGAAAAUGAUGUCGGUAGUGACGAAAACGCUGAUCUGGAUGAUCACCAUCUACCUACUGGUAGGCUUUCUUACCAUGGUGAUACCAUCGAAAAAUCGACCGGAGUCGGCAACCCGGUAUGUCAGCUGGCACGAGUUCGUACACCACAUGCUGGCGGUCGGCGAAGUGAAAGAGGUGGUCGUGCAUCCGGACAUGGAGAUGGUUACGAUCAUCCUACACGACGGUGCCAUCGUCAAGGGACGGCGAGUGCAGUCCAACAUAUUUCAUAUGGCCGUCGCGGAUGUCAAUAAGUUCGAGGAGAAGUUGCGCUCCGUCGAGCAACGUUUGGGCGUGACGGAGGGAGUGUCGGUGCAGUUCGAGCGCAGUGGCGACGUCAGCGGGCGGAUCUUGUUCACCCUUUUUGCCACCGGGGUGAUUAUCGCGCUGCUAAGCCGCAUCCGGGGUGGGCGGGGUCCAAUCUCGAUGGAUAGUUUCACGCAAAUGGGCCGCGCCAAGUUUACGCUGGUGGACCCGGUCGAGGGUGGAAGGGGCGUGUGGUUUAAAGACGUCGCGGGGCUACAGGAAGCAAAACAGGAGGUGAUGGAAUUCGUAGACUAUCUCAAGUCACCCGACCGAUACCAACGACUAGGAGCUAAAGUACCCAAAGGAGCUCUUCUGUUGGGUCCACCCGGAUGUGGCAAGACCCUGCUGGCCAAAGCGGUAGCUACUGAGGCACAGGUCCCGUUCCUUAGCAUGAACGGCUCGGAGUUUAUCGAGAUGAUCGGAGGGCUUGGGGCGGCUCGGGUGCGUGACCUUUUUAAGGAAGCGAAGAAACGCUCACCUUGCAUUAUCUACGUCGACGAAAUAGAUGCCAUUGGGCGUCAGCGGGAGGGCUCUGGUGGUGGUGCUGCUGGCGGCAUGAACUCGGGUGAAUCGGAGCAAACGCUAAACCAGCUGUUGGUGGAGAUGGAUGGUAUGGCAAGCAAGGAGGGCGUGUUGAUGCUAGCCAGCACCAACCGGGCGGACAUCCUAGACAAGGCGCUGUUGCGCCCGGGACGCUUCGAUCGCCACAUUCUCAUCGAUCUUCCGAAUCUAGCGGAGCGGAAGGAAAUUUUCGAAAAGCACCUCUCAGUAAUUGCGCUUGAGCGACCACCUGCAACCUACUCGGCUCGCCUAGCCACGCUCACUCCCGGUUUUUCAGGUGCUGACAUUGCAAACGUGUGCAACGAGGCAGCGUUACACGCUGCCCGCACGAACCAGACUUCAGUGACGACUCGCAACCUGGAAUAUGCGGUAGAAAGACUAGUUGGCGGUACGGAAAAACGGUCGCAUGCCCUUUCACCAACGGAACGACGCGUAAUUGCAUUCCACGAAUCGGGUCACGCGCUCGUCGGCUGGAUGCUGCCCAACUCGGACGUUCUGCUGAAAGUAACCAUCGUGCCACGGACAAGCCUGGCGCUCGGCUUCGCCCAAUACACGCCGAAGGAGCAAAAGCUCUACACCCGCGAGCAGCUGUUCGACAAAAUGUGCAUGGCACUGGGUGGCCGGGCAGCGGAAAAUCUUACCUUCAACCGAAUAACAACGGGGGCACAGAACGACCUCGAGAAGGUGACUAAGAUGGCAUACGCUCAAAUCAAAUAUUUCGGGAUGAAUCGCACGGUAGGUCCGCUUUCGUACGCAGACGAAAGUGAAUCCAGCCCAUACGCACAGAAGCCGUACUCGAAGAGCUUGGGCAAUCUGAUGGACUUCGAAGCGCGCAAGAUGAUCACCGAGGCGUACGAGCGUACCGAAGAGAUCCUGCGCGAGCACUCCGCACUAUUGAACAAGCUGGCUGAGGCACUACUUGAGAAGGAAACGCUGAACUAUGACCAGGUUGUGGAACUGAUAGGGCCACCAAAGUAUGAGGACGCCAAACGAAAGAUUGAACCGGUGGAGUUCGAGGACAGCCUUAAACGACUAGCCAACAAUGGGACGGAGGAAAAAUAAUCAUGCACUAGGAGUGCACAAUAGAUAAAACUAUUGAUGGUCCUAACGAAAGGAGUUUGGGCCACUGUACAUAGCGACCGUUAGGAUCGUUUAUGCUAUCGCUUGUUGCCUGCAAUCAGAUUGUAAAUUUGUUUGAAGUGAAAAUAUCAGUAGUAAAUUAAACAAAUUCGCAUAAAAAUAAAAAAUUAAAACAA
Anopheles coustani is the source of this 2935-nucleotide messenger RNA. RefSeq names its product paraplegin (gene Spg7). The coding region runs from base 372 to 2741 and encodes 789 amino acids. Lineage: Eukaryota; Metazoa; Arthropoda; Insecta; Diptera; Culicidae. Gene Ontology annotation, cellular component: m-AAA complex; membrane. The record is from RefSeq and is a predicted model, not a curated record. Gene Ontology annotation, biological process: protein-containing complex assembly; mitochondrial protein processing. The transcript has 3 exons. Gene Ontology annotation, molecular function: metalloendopeptidase activity; ATP hydrolysis activity; ATP-dependent peptidase activity.